CUGUGGAACGCGCGUCAUGCGGACUCGGAUGUCGCGCACUAGAAGCCAUUCAAACCUGUAGGCUGGAGCUGACAGAUAAGCCGAUAUGGGCUCUGCUCUGCGGCGUCGCUGGCUAGUGGUCCAACUCCUAAUGCAGGUGUGGCUGGCAGCAAAUCCAUCAUUGAGUGAGCGCCCAUGCCCCAAGAGCUGUCGCUGUGAUGGAAAAAUUGUCUACUGCGAGUCAAGCGCCUUCCGCGAUGUCCCCAAGAAUCUCUCAGGAGGCUGUGAAGGCUUGUCUUUGCGGUACAACAGCCUCGCCAGUCUAAGAGCAGGCCAGUUUGUUGGUCUGAACCAUCUCAUCUGGCUCUACUUAGACCACAACUACAUUGCCUCUGUGGAUGGAAUGGCCUUUCAAGGUGUCCGCAGGCUCAAAGAGUUGAUCCUGAGUUCCAACAAGAUCACCUCGCUUCACAACACCACAUUCCACCCAGUCCCUAAUUUACGAAAUCUGGACCUGUCGUACAACAAACUGCAAGCUUUGCAACCAGGACAGUUCCAGGGACUACGGAAGCUUCUCAGCCUUCACAUGCGCUCAAACUCAUUAAAAACUGUCCCAAUGCGUCUGUUCCAAGAUUGUAGAAAUCUUGAAUUCCUGGAUCUGGGUUACAAUCGCUUGCGCAGUAUCACUCGGAAUGCAUUUUCCGGCCUAGUCAAGCUCACUGAGCUGCAUUUGGAGCAUAACCAGUUCUCAAAGAUCAAUUUCUCUCACUUCCCUCGCCUGUACAAUUUGCGAGCACUUUACCUGCAGUGGAAUCGCAUUCGUUCAAUGAGCCAAGGUCUGACUUGGACCUGGGCCUCGAUCCAGAAACUGGAUCUGUCUGGGAAUGAUCUGACAGAAGUGGAUGCUGUAGUUUACCAAUGCUUACCAAACCUGCAGACCCUCAAUCUCGACUCCAACAAGCUGACCAAUGUCUCCCAAGAGGUGGUUGAUGCCUGGAUCUCUUUGACUACAAUUAGCUUAGCUGGGAAUGUAUGGGACUGUGGCCCUGCCAUCUGUCCCCUGGUGGGCUGGCUAAGAAACUUCAGAGGGGCAAAGGAAACCACAAUGAUCUGUGCCUCCCCCAAGAAAGCCCAGGGGGAGAAAGUUUUGGAUGCUGUCGAGGCUUUUGGUGUGUGUCAAUCAAAUGCAGCAACAACACUCACUGUGAGUAUUCCGCCAACCCCGCCCAGUGUCCCUCUGCAAACUGAACGUUACCCAGCCAUUCUGUCUUUACCUACUGGGUCAGGGAAAAGGGGGGAGGGAUCCAUCAGGGGCCCCACCUCAGCCGUUACCCCUCCAGUGGCACUACCCCCAGAGCAAGACUUGGAGCCUGUGUCCUUCCAUAAGAUUGUAGCUGGAAGCGUUGCCCUUUUUCUAUCAGUUGCGAUGAUCCUGUUGGUGAUCUACGUGUCUUGGAAGCGCUACCCUAGCAGCGUCAAGCAGCUGCAGGAGCAUUCGGCAGCAGCUCGCAAACGCCGCAAGAAAGCGAGAGAGACGGAGCGCACCCUGAGCUCCCCACUGCAGGAGUACUAUGUGGACUACAAGCCCACCAAUUCCGAGGCCAUGGAUGUGCUUGUCAAUGGGACCGGACCCUGCACCUAUACUAUCUCAGGCUCCCGAGAAUGCGAGGUAUGA
This is a messenger RNA of Labrus bergylta (ballan wrasse), 1654 nucleotides long. The record is from RefSeq and is a predicted model, not a curated record. Lineage: Eukaryota; Metazoa; Chordata; Actinopteri; Labriformes; Labridae.